Messenger RNA from Telopea speciosissima, 401 nucleotides. RefSeq names its product defensin J1-2-like. Gene Ontology annotation, biological process: defense response. The transcript is spliced from 3 exons. The record is from RefSeq and is a predicted model, not a curated record. NCBI's taxonomy places the organism in Eukaryota, Viridiplantae, Streptophyta, Magnoliopsida, Proteales, Proteaceae. The coding region runs from base 50 to 286 and encodes 78 amino acids.
UCCUGUCUCUCUCUCUCGCUCUCUCUCUCUCUUUGUCUCUCAGACAUCAAUGGAGGGCAGCAAGCGUCUAUUUUCAGCACUGUUCGUUCUCAUGCUGCUGCUUGUGGCUACUGAAGAGAUGGGGCCAAGAGUUGCAGAGGCAAGGACUUGUGAGUCUCAGAGCCAUCGCUUCAAGGGUUCAUGCUUCCGAAAGAGCAAUUGUGGCGCUGUUUGCCAGACAGAGGGCUUUCAUGGUGGUCACUGCCGAGGCUUCCGCCGACGAUGUUUUUGCACUAAACAUUGUUAGUGAAGGAGAUUUCAUGGAGAGGUUAUCGAUCUAACAAUGGUGUUGUUUUGCAAACCAAUAAAAUCUUGGAACUGUCCGGUGUGUCUAUCAAUAAAAUUGCAGUGUGUGUGAUGUU